UCGUUACGAUUCCCACUUCUUCAUCGUCUCUACUCCAUCUUCUUCCUUUCUUUUUCUCAAUUUGUUUAAACAUAAUUCUUCUUUAUUUAGCCUUUUUUUCUUUCGGCUGUUGUUGUUAAUUUCUUUAUCUUGUUUAUUGUAGGAAUCCCAUGAUUGUAGAAUUGGAGAAUUCCAUUUUUUUUCUUUCUUAAAAGUUUGAUUCCAUGUUCAUUUCAUCUCCCAAAUUCGCAAUUUCUUAAUUGAAGUUUUAAGAACUGAGAUUUGAUUUCAGUGGUCGGAGUCAACUUCCACUGUUGUUAAAUCACAGCAAGAAGGAAGUUUCUCCGUCUCUCUCUCGUCUCUCUCCAUUUCUUUUUCAGUCUGUGGAAGUGGUAAGGAGGUUGGAUCUGGUUAAUAAUCGACGCGAAUCAGCAGAUGUCUCCUUCCACGGCUACAAUUUCAGCUAAUCAGAAUCAUAAUAGCAACAAUUACAUACAACACGAAGUCUCCAAGUUCGACACGCUUGCCGGUGUCGCCAUCAAGUAUGGUGUCGAGGUCGCGGACAUCAAGAGAUUGAAUUGCUUGGCCACUGAUCUUCAGAUGUUUGCUUUGAAGACGUUGCAAAUACCAUUACCAGGCAGACAUCCACCAUCCCCUAGUUUGUCCAAUGGUUCCAAGUCUUCUCCUCUCAGAGGAAACAAUCUUGAGAAAACACCAAAACGUCAAAGUCACUCCAAUUUGUUGGAGUCAUUUCAGUCACCAAAGCUGAAAUCAUCUCAGUGGAAUGUUUCUCCAGCCAUGAGUACUUUACAGAGUUACUAUGGUCUUAAAUCUUCUAAUCACAAGGAUGCAGCUGAAGGCACAGAGAUGGCAGUUUAUAGAACCACAAGCUCAGGGUAUCUUGAUGAUGGGUUACUGCCCAAAGCCUCACCGAUGUCUGACUCGAAUUCAAACCUUAGUUUCAGACCUCGAAAUUUGUCAAAUGGUUUCUUGUUGGAGAAUGGUGCAGCCUCUGAGUUUGCAUCUCUUGCAGAUGCUGGAGAUGGGGAAGCUGAGAAGUCUAGCGAGAAGUCUGUCCGGAGGCGUCAGAAGGCUGAACCUGAUUCCAAUUUUUGCACUCCGGAAACGUUGCUGAAAGAAGAAAAUGGAAGUGGAAGUAGUGGCUUCUGUGCUGUUACUGGAAAGGGUUUGGCCAUGAGGCCAAAAUCAGCAAGCCGUUCAGCACUGGUCACUGAUUCUGAUUCAGGUUGGUUGAAUUCCAUUCCAGUGGGCUUGGGAGAUUCUAUAAUUAUUGAUAAUCCUGUAGGAGUUCGUAAAUCAUCUAGCACAUCAAGCCUGCAAGACCAGGAUGGUGGUAAUGUAUCAUCUCUUUGGUCAACUUCGAAGUGGAGUCUGAAACCUGACCUGCAGGCUUUCUCAACCGUGGCCAUUACCAGACCGAUAUUUGAUGGAUUACCAAAGCCAAUAACUGGCCGCCGGGGCAAAGCUGCUCUCGACUAGUACAAGUCAUGGGGCAUUAGUUUGAUUCUAUAUUUUGAUAGAAAGAAAUUGAAUUGGUUUACAAGGCAUAUUACUCGAGGUUUCCAUGAUUGUACAGCUGUAAUGUAACUCAAAAUAUGCAGAAAAGUCAGGAAUAGAAAGAGGUAAGAUAUGUAUUUUUAGGGAUUUGAAGGUUGGGAAAGGUUGUUACAAUGAAGAUUGUAAGAGAUAUUGCAUUCUUUUGAGCCCUCAAAUUCGUUUUGUAAGCUAGGAAAACCAAAGUGUAAUUCCACUUGACUGAGGACUUCAAUAGUCAACACUUUCUGAAGUGAUUGUAUAAUCUUCCUGGUCAUUCCUUCAGAUAUUGCCCUUCAGGAGAAACAUUGCAAA
Messenger RNA from Carica papaya (papaya), 1848 nucleotides. RefSeq lists its product as uncharacterized. The record is from RefSeq and is a predicted model, not a curated record. NCBI's taxonomy places the organism in Eukaryota, Viridiplantae, Streptophyta, Magnoliopsida, Brassicales, Caricaceae.